Molecule: messenger RNA, 2873 nt
Organism: Clarias gariepinus (North African catfish)
Lineage: Eukaryota; Metazoa; Chordata; Actinopteri; Siluriformes; Clariidae
Gene: gprc6a
Product: G protein-coupled receptor, class C, group 6, member A
Exons: 6
Coding region: 1-2577 (858 amino acids)
Biological process (GO): G protein-coupled receptor signaling pathway
Cellular component (GO): membrane
Molecular function (GO): G protein-coupled receptor activity
Source: RefSeq, a predicted model, not a curated record
AUGAAGUUAACGCUGGUGUUUUUGCUCCUUUUGAGUUUAAACCUCGUGUGUUUGAAACAGACUGGAGUCUUCGUUCCCGGGAAUAUCAUCAUUGGGGGACUCUUUCCCAUCCACACCACAGUGGAGCAGCCAGGUGUCUCUGAUCUCCAGACCUCCUGCACCAUACUGAGUCCGGCCGGAUUGGCUCAUUCCCUGGCCAUGAUCCACGCAGUGGAAACCGCAAAUGUUUUACCUGCAUUAACACACCUGGGCCUCACUCUCGGUUAUCACAUCCAUGACACGUGUUCAGACGUCACCACUGCACUCAGAGCCACCGAGGAUCUCACUGACCACUGCACAUCUGGAACAAACACAUCUGACUACAUCCGGCCUGUGACAGCUGUGGUCGGAGCAGAACAUUCUGAGACGUCCAUCGCUGUUGCAAGAAUGCUCAACCUGCAGCUCAUACCUCAGAUCAGUUAUGCUUCCACAGCAGACAUUUUGAGCGAUAAGACCCGUUUCCCAGGUUUUUUGCGCACCGUCCCAAGCGACAUGCACCAGACCAGUGCCAUGGUUCAGCUCCUGACUGAGAGGAAGUGGACCUGGGUGGGUUUCCUGACCACUGACGGAGACUAUGGACGUGCUGCUUUGGACAAUUUUGUUUCUCAGGCCACUAAAGCCGGGAUCUGUGUGGCCUUUACAGAAAUCCUCCCUGACUCUCUGAGUGAUAAACACAAGUUUGAGGCCACCGUCUUUCACGCUGUUCACACCAUCCACACAAACCCUAAGGUCAGAGUCAUCGUGUCAUUUGCCAAACCAGAACACAUGAAGAGUGUGUUCAGUCUACUGACGGAACUCAGCGCAGACCGGCGACUCUGGAUCGCGAGUGAUAACUGGUCCACGGCAGCAGAAGUGCUCACUCCUGAACAGCUGGAUCGUGUCGGAUGGGUGCUGGGCUUUUCAUUUAAAAGCAAGAACAUCAGAGACUUUGAGGAAUACGUAAAGCAUUUAGGACUGAACAGCGACGCUCAGAUGAACAAUUUAUUUUUUCGAGAGUUUUAUUCCUCUUUUGCUAAUUCAGUGAAUACAAGUGAAGCUAAUGUUACUACUAAUACAGAUAAGCUGGUAGCGAGUGCUCAGGUGGGCGUGGUCUUCAGCGUUCAGCUGGCCGUGAAUGCGAUCGCUCAGGCAGUGGCGUUCAUCUGCAAACACACUGACUGCUUGGCUUCAGGAGCUGCAAAACAGCAGCUGCUGUCUGCGUUGAGAAACAGAAGCUUUGAGUUGGAUGGCGUCUCGUAUGAGUUUAAUAAAGAGGGAGACAUUAACCUGGGCUACGACGUCUCUCUCUGGAACGCUAACGGAGGAACCGUGGAGACCCUGAACAUCGUGUCUCACUACCAGCCUACAGACAGCAGCCUGAACACCAGCGCCUUAACACUGAGUUUGGUUUCUAAAUGCUCAAACAGUUGUGAACCGGGACAGUUUAAAAAAAGUGCUGAAGGUCAACACACCUGUUGUUAUGAGUGUAUCGACUGUGCAGAGAAUCAGUACACCAACAACACAGACAUGGAUCAGUGCUACACUUGUGAUGUGACCAGCGAGUGGGCGGAGUCAGGCAGUUCUGAGUGUAAGAAGAAGGCAGUUGAGUUUUUCUCCUGGGACGACCCCUUCGCUGUGGUCUUGGUCUCGCUCUCAGCUCUUGGGGUGCUUGUGAUUUUCAUGGUAUCAGUUCUUUUCGUGCUGCACCGGAGAUCUCCGGUGGUGAAGGCGGCCGGUGGUUCUCUGUGCCAGCUCAUCCUACUGUCUCUAAGCGGAAGCUUUGUGAGCGCCGUGCUGUUUGUAGGAAAGCCGACGUCUGUGCGGUGUAAAGUCCGUCAGGUUCUUUACGGCCUCAGUUUCGCUGUGUGUGUGUCCUGCAUCCUGGUCAAGUCCCUGAAGAUCCUGCUGGCGUUCCACAUGAACCUUAUGCUAAAGCAGCUGCUCCGCCGUCUCUACAAGCCUUACGCCAUCGUAAGCAUGUGUGUGGCGCUUCAGGUUGUGACUUGUGCAUGUUGGCUGAUCCUGAAAAGACCUGACGCAACGUCGACCGUGUUCCUCAGGACCAUCCUGGAGGAGUGUGACGAGGGUUCCUAUGUGGCGUUUGGAGUGAUGUUGGGCUACGUCGCUCUGCUGGCACUCGUUUGCUUCGUCUUUGCUUUCCAAGGACGCAAACUUCCACAGAAAUACAACGAAGCAAAAUUUAUCACCUUCAGUAUGCUGAUCUACCUCAUCGCAUGGAUCAUCUUCAUCCCCACGUACGUCAACACAAAGGGGAAAUACCUCCCGGCCGUGGAGAUGAUCGUCAUCUUGAUCUCCAGUUACACUGUCCUGAGCUGCCAGUUCCUCCCAAAGUGUUACAUCAUCUUAUUUAGGAAGACGCAGAACACCCGAGACGCCUUCGUUAGGAGCAUUUACGAAUAUUCCAAAAGGACAGCGGGAAAUCUGCAUCCGCCACAGAAAGAGAAAAAUGCAGAAAAGUCACCAAAUGCCACGUCUAACCCUGGUUUUAUUCCUGAUAACAUGAUGAGAAAAUGUAUGAAAGAACACAUGAGCACAUAAAAACAUCAUAUAAUUAAUAUUACUUGUUUUUAUUUUAAAUCAAACAGAUUUAAUCUCUCCAUUAAUUCUAUCAGUUACACACAUUAAAAACAAUCUUUGGGCUUCUCAGUUGAAAUGUUCAUAUCUGACACGAAAUAUUCCACCUAAUUAACACUAAAAUAAUGUUCACAACAUCACAUCCUUAUUUUUAAAGAUUUAUUCCUGACUGUUGCUUAAACAAACAGGAAAAGUGGUGAAGAUUGAAGACUGAACCAGAGUCAGAAACUGCAGAAACAGUAGAACUUCAUACUAAAUGC